This is a messenger RNA of Knipowitschia caucasica, 426 nucleotides long. Lineage: Eukaryota; Metazoa; Chordata; Actinopteri; Gobiiformes; Gobiidae. The record is from the annotation of a GenBank genome assembly.
AUGAUCAAGGCACAAGAAGAGGAGUUUGUGUCAGAGGAGGGAGAGGAGCAGGUCAAAGAGGGAGAGGAGCAGGUCAAAGAGGGAGAGGAGCAGGUCAAAGAGGGAGAGGAGCAGGUCAAAGAGGGAGAGGAGCAGGUCAAGGAGGGAGAGGAGCAGGUCAAAGAGGGAGAGGAGCAGGUCAAAGAGGGAGAGGAGCAGAUAGCUUACCUCAACUUCAGGCAGGAGUUUGGCCCUCUUGUUGCUACCCAGCAUGAGCAGUAUCGCUACACAGCUUACAGGCAGGUGGUGCGCUGGGCAUAUGGCAUCCUGGGCAGGCACAUACGAAAGCCCAUACCAUCAUGCAUUGUUUCCAUAAUAAGGAAUUCCUUUCCAGAACAAGGGCAGUACAAAGGCUUUCAGUGGGCCAACUUACCAAAUUAUGAAUGA